AUGACCCAACCACUUCGACAUUCGUUCCUUGGACCGCAGCUAAGGUUUCAAAUCAUUUUUAUUUUUUAAAUUUAACAAAUUAGGACUCCAUCGCGGUUUACUUAAAAAACCAAAGAUGAAUAUCGACUUACUUCUUUCGGAAGCCUCUGCUCAUAGAGGUACUGACCAGGAGUUCGAAUAUACUUCGAAAGCUGGAAUCUGCCUCUGGGUGAGCCACAAAACUCAUAGCUGCUUCUCACGCAACUUUCAGAUUAACUAUGUUCUCGAUGGGCUCAAGAUGCGUACAACUCCUGCUCCCGCUGCUACGGUUUCCCUUAAUUGCUGCUUCUGAUGCACCAUUUUUCUCAGAGUCCCACCGUCGGUUUCGAUAAUGAAGCCUGCAAAGCUGCUGGUUCGGUUUUUAUCAUUCUACCCAGCGGUCUCAGUGUCGAUCUGAUUCCUUUCCUACCGACCCCUAAACAGUUGCGAGGAAAAUCAACAGACAAAGUCGUUUCUCUGGUUGUUCUCUCCGCUAUGAAAUCGGUUAAAAUCCCUACUGUAAUAGGCCUAUUUUUGGUUUAGAUCGCUCCAUUGGAUAUUUUAUUGCCUUGUUAUUCUGGCUCAGAGAUGCCGUCUAGGAUGGUCUAUGUCGGCGAUUCUUUGCUUGACGGACUUUUUAGUGAGUUCACUUUUGACGUAUUCCUCACCGCAAAAUUUUUUUUCAGCUCUGUUUCAAAGGGGACUUUUUUUAGAUUUCUUAGAUUUCCCAACCCCAAUGGACCGUUCUCAAGAACUUCAACGUAUUAAGCCGCUCAUUUCGUCUACUGUGAAUGAUUAUCUGUGAGUUAUUUUCGAAUAACUCACUUACUUUUGUUUUUUAGGGAACGCCAUCGAUCCCAGUACUGCAAACGUGUGAACGACAAGUUGGCGGGUCAAAAAAUGGCGGAAGCGCUUCUCAAAGAUAUAGCAAUGCAGGAAGAGAGGUGAUCUCUAUUCAAUAUUUUUUUAAAGCAAGAGUUUAAUUUCGGGUUUUUCAACCUCAAGUCCUUUUUAUUCGGGAUCUUAACCCUUUCGUAAUACUGCCAACAACAAAAACUUGAAAACAAUUUCCAUAAAACUGUUUGAAUUUAAAAAAAUAAACUAAAAAGGAUCCAUAGAGCGCAUUUACCCCGGCGCGAAGGCCUGUUACUUUUAUUUUGUUCAUGUAUUUCUGUAUCAGCCAUUUUUUUUCUGUGCAGUUUUUUGACUGCGGCUGUUUUUUACGGCUAUUGACGGGCUAUUCUGUCAAAUAUUCCUUAGCGUUUCCAAAAUUGAUACUUCUAUUUUCGACCGCUGCCAGAAUGUCUUCUUUAAAACCUUCCACGACAGCAUUUUCUCAUACCUCCGAAGUCCAUCAAGCUUUUAAUAACUAUUUUCUUUUUCUUACUUUUUCCAAUGAGUGCUCUAGUAUUAAAAAAAGUCAAUAAGCCGUUUUUUUGCCUGUUCAUUUGUUUAUUCUACUUUCAGUGAAUCUCCCGAAGAGAUCGACGAAUACGAAGAUGCUCUCAAUGAUGCCGACCGGCAACCGGGAGAUGAAGCAAUGAAGCAAACUGCUCAGGAGAUUCUUCCCGCAGAGUCCGUCUAG
Caenorhabditis auriculariae is the source of this 1603-nucleotide messenger RNA. The record is from the annotation of a GenBank genome assembly. Lineage: Eukaryota; Metazoa; Nematoda; Chromadorea; Rhabditida; Rhabditidae.